CUUUCGUUUUCCGAUUUCUUUUGAGAAGGCGCACGCGCGUCGAAAAAAAAAUGGCUGCCGUCAACGGCCAUCACCGGAAGCACGGACAGCCCAAACACAGGGACUCGAACAUGUCCAUCAUCAGCGAAGACGAGAAGGCUCCGACCAUGUUCCACUUCACGUCCAAGGUGCGCUCCCUCAAGCACGGACCGGGAGGCAGAAAGCUGCAUCCUCUGGAGAAGAAGUACCUUCUCGCCGCUGAACACGGCGACAUUCCUACUGUCAAGAGGAUCGCGGACAUUUCCAAGCUCAAGGGCCACAGCAUUGAGCUGGACAUGAACUGCGCGGACUCGCUGGGCCGGACGGCGGUCCACAUGGCCAUCGAGAACGAGAACCUGCCGCUCCUCGAGACGCUGCUCGAGGCCCACGUGGAGGUGCAAGACAGUCUGCUGCACGCCAUCAACGCCGAGUACGUCGAAGCCGUAGAACUUCUCCUGGACCACGAGGAGGCCACACACGUUGAAGGGGAACCUUACAAUUGGGAGAAGGUGAAUGCGACCACAACAACGUUUAACCCGGAGAUCACUCCGCUCAUCUUGGCCGCUCAUCGGAACAACUACGAGAUCCUCAAACUCUUGCUGGACCGCGGAGCCACGCUUCCCAUGCCGCACGACGUCCGCUGUGGCUGUGACCAGUGCGUUCAGGAGGUGCGGGAAGACUGCCUCCGCCACUCUCGGUCACGCAUCAACGCCUACCGGGCACUCUCCUCGCCAUCGCUCAUCUGCCUGUCCAGUGUGGACCCAAUCCUCACUGCGUUCGAGCUCAGCCUUGAGCUCAAGCGGCUCAGCUACGUCGAGAACGAAUUCAAAGUCGAGUAUAAGAAGUUGCAACGCCAGUGUCAGGAGUUCGCCACGUCGCUUCUGGACCACAUUCGGACGUCCGCGGAACUGGCGUGCAUCAUGAACCACGACAUGAGGAUCAGGGAUGUCGAAGAAGACGACGUCCUGUCCAUGGCCAGGCUGGAACUUGCCAUCGAACACCAACAGAAGAAGUUCGUCGCCCACCCGAACGUGCAGCAACAGAUGAGCUCGCUUUGGUACGACGGAGUACCGGGGUUUCGGAGGAAACAUAUUGUGGGCCAGUGUCUACAGAUCAUCAAGAUCGGCGCCGUGUUUCCCUACUAUUCCUUUAUGUACAUUUUUUUCCCUCGAAGUCGGGCCGGCAAAGCUGCAAAGAGGCCAUUCGUCAAGUUCGUCGCCAACGCUUUCUCCUAUCUCAUCUUCUUACUGCUGUUAAUACUAGCUUCCCAGCGGGUGAACCUCGGGGGUCUUCACACACAUUCUAGCGACGGUGAAGUCAGUCAACACAAGCAAAGAGGCCAGCCGCCUUCGUUCAUAGAGGUGGCCAUCCUAACCUACGUCAUAGCACAAAUCUGGGAAGAGGCCACAGAAAUCUGGUCCGGUGGGCUUGCCCGUUACCUCAAGGACAGCUGGAACACCUUGGACUCAAUACGAAACUGCCUGUACGUCGCAGCUACCUUACUCCGCAUAGUGGCCUACAUUCAAGCGAGACAAGAAAUUGAUCUUGAGCCUCUCCUUGAAUACCUCCCGAGGGAACAUUGGGAAGCCUUUGAUCCCAUGCUCGUCGCAGAAGGUCUCUUCGCGGCUGGAAACGUUUUCUCGGCACUGCGCCUCGUCCACUUGUUCUCCAUGAACCCUCAUCUGGGGCCGCUGCAGAUAUCCCUGGGAAGGAUGGUCAUCGACAUCAUAAAGUUCUUCUUCAUCUACACCCUGGUCCUCUUUUCGUUCGCCUGCGGUCUAAACCAGCUGCUGUGGUACUACGCCGACCUGGAGAGGAGCAACUGCGAUCCGCAGAACAGCCGGGACUCCGCCUGUCUCACCUGGAGGAGAUUUUCCAACCUGUUCGAGUCCUCCCAGUCCCUGUUCUGGGCCAGCUUCGGCCUGGUCGACCUCUCCAACUUCGAACUCGCCGGCAUCAAGAGCUACACCAGAUUUUGGGGGCUGCUCAUGUUCGGCUCGUACAGCGUCAUCAACAUUGUGGUCCUGCUCAAUCUGCUCAUCGCCAUGAUGAGCAACUCCUUCCAGACCAUCUCGGAACGGGCGGACACGGAGUGGAAAUUCGGUCGAGCCAAGCUCAUCCUGAAGUAUUUCCAACCUGGACAGACGCUCCCACCCCCUUUUAACUUGCUCGAAUUCAUCCGCCAUAUCACCAAGCUUCUCAGCUGCAAAAGCGGGAAGACGAGAAAAGACAAGAUCUACCUCGGAGACAAAGGGUUUCCUGCGAAGAAGGAAGAGUUGAAAUAUCAGGACGUGAUGAAAAGCCUGGUCUGGAGAUACGUGACCAGUGAGCAGAGCAAGAACGAGCAGGCACCAGUCACCGAGGACGACGUCAACGAACUCAAGCAGCAGAUCACGUCCUUCCGCUACGACCUCCUCGACGUCCUCAAGGACAACGGGAUGAAAGUCACAAAGGUGCAGCGGAAGAGAGCCGAAGUCGCUCCCAACAAGAAGGUGCGCGUUCGUGAGCGCCGCCUGCUGAAGGACUUCAGCAUUACCCUCAUCGACGCCAGCGACCUGGACCAACUGUCCCGUGGUUCGCGCUCGAGCAGCGUGGACCUGAGCAAGUACGAAGACGCCGCAGAGUCUGAAUCCAAGCCAAGUUACAGCCGCGUCCUCCAGAGAUGGAGAGACCUGGUCAAGGCCCUUCAGCAUUCCCCUAUCGGCACUAGCAAGAACCUUCCGGCCUCCGUGACGAGGACCUCGGUCCUCAAAGAGAGACUGGAGCACCAGGUCAGCACCGAGAUUGAAGAGACUGGCAAUGUUUCCGAGAAAAAACUGGAACGAACACCUGAGGAAGGGCCUCAAAGUGACGGCAGUACAGAUAAGUGCUUGGAGAACAAAGUGCCACAGCCCGUCGAUCAGGGACAAAGAGACAGACCUGCUACCAACACCCAGAGCGAAACGCCUUUGCUCGAAAUGGUGGCAGGAAGGAAGGUCACCGACGUGGUUGUCAGCAUUGAUGCAUCCCAGCCGCCCCAGCAGACCAAACUAGAAAAUGACGCAGCGCGGGCUGCUGAAUCAAGGGCUAAUUUUGCGGCAAAACACCCGGCGUUCAGCGGGUCCGUGAAACGCGGAUGGUUGUGAGAGUCUCAGUUGGGCUAGAAGCUAUAGGCUAUGAAUCAGGGUGGCAGGACGGUAGUAAUUAAGUACGGGUCGGCUCAUUAACUAGUGUUUUACAGGUUGGGGAGCAUGCGCAAUACAGUCUCCGACAAUAUAAAAAACCCGUUCGCCAAGGCUGUUAUUGCUGCGGUGUUCAGCACUCGUUGGCCAAAGGCAAUUUAUUUUUAAUGAGAGACUAGAACAAAUGUCAAUUUACUCCUCAUUCCAUGCAAUGUAGGCCUGGCCAAAGCAAAUCAUGCGCGUCCGCCUGAAGAUGCCUCUUCGAAUGGGUCUUCCAUAUUGUUUCAGACUGUAUUUUGUGGCCGACUCUGAAAGUGUUGCCACGAGAGUGAGCGCAUGAACAGAAUGUCUCGCGAAAGAGUUAUUAGUAGUGCUUCCUUGAUCUUUGUGAAUGUCCCCGUGGCCUAGAAGAUU
Ixodes scapularis (black-legged tick) is the source of this 3593-nucleotide messenger RNA. RefSeq names its product transient-receptor-potential-like protein. The coding region runs from base 51 to 3143 and encodes 1030 amino acids. The record is from RefSeq and is a predicted model, not a curated record. Gene Ontology annotation, biological process: manganese ion transport; regulation of cytosolic calcium ion concentration; calcium ion transmembrane transport. The transcript has 17 exons. NCBI's taxonomy places the organism in Eukaryota, Metazoa, Arthropoda, Arachnida, Ixodida, Ixodidae. Gene Ontology annotation, molecular function: store-operated calcium channel activity; protein binding; inositol 1,4,5 trisphosphate binding. Gene Ontology annotation, cellular component: membrane; cation channel complex.